This is a messenger RNA of Parnassius apollo (apollo), 354 nucleotides long. The record is from the annotation of a GenBank genome assembly. Lineage: Eukaryota; Metazoa; Arthropoda; Insecta; Lepidoptera; Papilionidae.
AUGAUGGAACAGUCAACUAGAGCAAAUGAGGAAUACAUUGGAAGAGGCGAUUGUGGAAACGCGCAGUACGCCUCUCGAAAAUCGACCGCGACUUCUCCGCUUAGCCCUAAGCAAGCGGAAUCGGACUGUCGUGAGGGCUCUGAACCCAAUGCUGGUUACCUAUUUGGAAGCCAGCCGGGACCUUUGCGAGACGGACUCAAUUUGCUUACAAUUACAAUUUACUUAUCGCAAAGGCUAGGGCCCUCAUCGGCAGACUGGUAUGCUUUAGGUCAGGCAAUACCAGGCCAAGGAUUGUGCGCACCGUCAGGAUGGCGUUUGCUGGGACAAAUGUUAGUUUGUCCCAGCCGGAUAUAA